Messenger RNA from Vanrija pseudolonga, 3136 nucleotides. RefSeq lists its product as uncharacterized. Gene Ontology annotation, molecular function: G protein-coupled receptor activity. Gene Ontology annotation, biological process: adenylate cyclase-activating G protein-coupled receptor signaling pathway. Gene Ontology annotation, cellular component: plasma membrane. NCBI's taxonomy places the organism in Eukaryota, Fungi, Basidiomycota, Tremellomycetes, Trichosporonales, Trichosporonaceae. The record is from RefSeq and is a predicted model, not a curated record. The transcript has 6 exons. Bases 504 to 3005 code for a protein of 833 amino acids.
UGUCACUGGUGCUGCCUUUGCUGGCAGCGUGCUCAUUGUUCUUUCCACAUGUCCGCGACGACGACAACCACGAGUUGAGCAGGCUGGCCAACUCUUUGUGUUCCUCUUGGUUCUUCGCGACUCUAGCCUUGUUGACACGACCUAUCCCCCCGAUCCGACACAGCCCGAUCACAAAGCAACAACAAAAUUCUGGGCCGCUCCUCCUCGCCAUCACGGCAAACUAGGCGGCCAUCAAUCGUCCCAGUCCAGGCAGGCAGCCGCUUCUGCCGCUCAGCUCGGAUCCCGACCUGGCCUGAAACACCGUCACCGCGACGCACACGCGCUCAGUGCCCAGUCCCAUCCAGCAGCCAGAUCGCUGGCACGGCUCUACGCCCUCCUGCCUCCUCGUCCUCGCCCUGGUCGGUGAAUCUUGGUCUCUCCCCGCAGGCCGUCACACAGCCCCCCGGACCCCCGGUCACUGUCACUAGUCCUAGUCACCAGGCUGGCGGCCGCAGCACAACAUCAUGUUGGCCACAUCACUCUUGACGAGAGGGUGGGCGUCCGAACAUGAGCACAUUCAUCACACACACAAGAUGACCAUCGCCAAUGAGACGUCCAACGUCGAGAGCGAACGUUGGGUGAUCAUUGGCGACACGGUUAUUCUGUCGUUGACAAUCCUGGGAGCCUUCUUUAUCCUUGGCAACAUGCUCGCCAACGAAAUCCGAGGCAGGGCAGCCACUGUCAGAAUGAGGCUCGUCCAGGCCCUGGUCCUCAGCGACGUGGUCAUGGGAAUAGCCGGUCUCGUCGGCUGUGGCCUCGAGUUAUCUGGCAACCCUCUCGCCCUCGACACGCAGUCGUGCGACGGCCUCGGCGUCAUCUUCGUCGCCGUCCUCUUCUCACAGCACCUCUGGACCCUGUCUCUUGCCUGUGCCACUUUCAUGAUCCUCACAAAGCCCCUUCACCCGCUCACAUCAUGGAUCGAGAAGAACUGGUACUGGUCCUGGCUCGUCGUGUGGAUCAUCUCGUUUGGCGUGUCAGUGCUUGGCCACUUCCUCUACGGCUACGUUCCUUCCACGGCCGGGGGCAUUUGCUUCUAUGGCAACAACGCCGGACUGUACGCAGAGCUCAUCCAGUUUGUUCCCCGUGGCAUUGUCUUCCUGUGCAUCGCCCUCCUCUACGGUAGGCUCUACGUCUUCCUCAAGCGCCCGGACACUAUUCGCACGGGAUACUCGGAUGGCAGCGGCUCGUCGUACUCGCGCGGCAAGAAGCCGUCGUUCCUCAAUUCACGCGGCUCCCGCCCACGCCACAAGUCUUUCUUCCAGCGAGGCAACCGCACCGUCCUGGUCGACAGCGCAGGCGACCCCAUCCGCAGCUCGGCGUCGGUUCACAGCCAUCACAGCGGGCCCAAGCCUAUGCCGCCGCCGCUCCAGGUCAUCUCCCCCGAGCCAAAGAAGUGGGCGGAGAAGCUGGCUGACCCCGACCCGGCCUCGCAGACGGGUUCGAGACCCAAGCUUGGGAAACGCCUCUCGAAGCAGCAGCAGAAAGAGCUUGCCGAACUCCCACCCUGGGAACGAGUCGAGCUCCCCGCAUUCCAGGUUGACGGCCAGCGUUACGGAGGUGCAGGCGCAUCGGCGCUCACAGUAUCUCCGCCUCCCGCCAACUCGUGGGCCGACUGGCGCGGAUUUGGCGGGCGCAAGCGUCCAUCGACCAGCACGACCCAGUCCUCGGGUGCUACCAAGGUCGGCUCCAUCUCGGACAAGUCGCCAUUUGCGUCCCCGACAAGGCAGGCGUUCGAUAUCAAGUCGGUCGGCGGCACACCUACAUCUGCCACCUUCCUCGACCGCCCAGUCUCACCCACGAGCUUGGCUCCACGAGCGUCCAUUUCCAUGGCCUCUGGUGCGCCACUGAACAACAUGACUCUGCCUACAAAGGUCAGGACAAAUGGGAGCGGCGACGGAAGCGACGACACCGCACCAAGCACAGCCACAACCGCCGUCGACCCUACCCUGCCCGAGAUUGUCCACCCCAACAACCGCCGCCGCUCGUUCGAGUUUGGCCAGUCAUUCUCGUCUGGGGUCGCUCCUGACGAGCACCGGCCGUUUGGCCCAGCGCCCCAGCCAUCAAUGUGGUCCCAUGGCGAUCCAUCCCCCUUUGAGAACGGUAGCCCGAUCGACGUGCGCCGCCCGUCGCUGGCCGUGUCAUCGGCGUCAACGGAAGUGUCGUCUGCCAUCCAUGCGCCAAUCCUGACCGGCCGCCGCGUCUCCAUUAUGCCCAUGCCCGUGUCCCGACCAUCGACGCCCCGAGGGUCGCUCACCGCCGACCAGAUCAUCAAGGACCUUCCCCGCCCCCCGACUCCCAAGUCGUCGGCGCUGCGCAGAAAUGACGACGAUGUCGAGAAGGGCAGCUCGAGUGUUGAGAAUGACGAUGAGGAUGAUGACGAUGGCAUGGAUCUCGCCGACUUCCUCAAGCAGGCCCCGCCGACAAAGAGCGCCAACGACCCGUUUGUGGUCACCAACAACAGUGAAAACGUCGAGUACGUCGCCGAGUCGAUGGCGUCGUACCUCAAUCGCAAGACGGCCCUCUUGAUGCUGUGGUUCCCCCUCGGAUACGUGCUGCUCUUCUCCGUGUCGAUGAUCCGCAUCAUCUUCGACUUUGCGGGCACGCCACCACCGGAAUUACGCGCCAUCUCGCGCUGGAUGAUCUUUGGCCAAGGCCUGCUCGACGCCAUCAUCUACGGCGUGGUCGAGUGGCACACGAAGCGUGUUGUCCGCAAGCGCGUGCGCAAGGGCACGUUCUCGCCACACACGUCUGGCGGCCACACUGGCGGCUCGGGCAUCGGCAGCGCUCUGCGCGGCCUCGGCAGUGCCAGCUGGCGUCCGCAGAGCCCGACCAGCACGCAGCCGCCGGCCAACCAGACGUCGUCUGUUGGCCGGCGCAACGUGUCGCCGACGGUGAGCUUUGCGGACCCCGAGCGGUCCAUCCUGCAGCGACUUGAUGAGAGCAACGAAAAGGACUUGAAGCUGUAAAUGCUGCUUCUUGCAAGUGUACCAAUUGCAUUACAACCCCACCCCCCCAUUUGUAUUACCACAGUCAUCUUUUUUCUUAUCCCCCUCCACCACGCCAUUCCUAUUAUUUAGGGCAUUUGUGCAUUCACCCA